Aphis gossypii (cotton aphid) is the source of this 1754-nucleotide messenger RNA. Its product is annotated as transcription factor E2F5-like. NCBI's taxonomy places the organism in Eukaryota, Metazoa, Arthropoda, Insecta, Hemiptera, Aphididae. Gene Ontology annotation, molecular function: DNA-binding transcription factor activity, RNA polymerase II-specific; protein dimerization activity; RNA polymerase II cis-regulatory region sequence-specific DNA binding. The transcript has 12 exons. The coding region runs from base 451 to 1692 and encodes 413 amino acids. Gene Ontology annotation, biological process: regulation of transcription by RNA polymerase II. The record is from RefSeq and is a predicted model, not a curated record. Gene Ontology annotation, cellular component: RNA polymerase II transcription regulator complex.
ACAAACCUCCAUCGGAAUCUAUGUUCUUUGGAAACGAAGUAAUGCGUUCACGUGGCCAUCUCCUACUGGCUACUCGUAGCUACCCACGCUAUGAGUAGCCAUUGUUGCCAUAUUUAUUGUAACAUAUAUCUGUAUCAGGGCGUAGUGGGCAGUUUGGUUUUAUUUGUUCAUAAUUCGUCGAGACGAUAAAUGUCUAAUCAGUAAUCGUCUAACAAGUCAUUUCUUUCCGUCAUUGAUCGCCUACCACAUUUUGCGCCAAAUUAACAAUUCGUAAUUUACGUGACGACCGACGCUACUAUUAUUUUUUUGCAUUUCAUUUAUUUAAUUCAUCAGUGUUGCGGCAUUUUAUUGUUGAAAAGCGUGUUUUGUUUUCCUCAACCACCAAGCGAUUGCAGACGCCGUACGAGUCAAGUGUGGACUUCACUAUCAGUUUCCUCGAAAUAAGUGAAUAUGGAUGAUCAAAACAUUAUGGAUCUUGUGAAAAGCAUUAAUGAGGAGACUCCAUCUUCCUCAAAGUUAUUGUCUAAUAAGGAUACGGUUUUAGGCAAAAGGCAGAAAAACAAUAAAUUGGGCAAAUUAGUUCUCAAAUUUAUUGAUCUUCUUCAAAACACUUCGGAUGGAGUAAUGCAUUUAGACAAAGCUACUGCAAUGCUUGAUAUUCAACAAAAAAGAAGAAUAUAUGAUGUUACAAAUGUACUAGAAGGUAUUGGUUUAAUAGAAAAACAGACCAAAAAUCAAGUUAAAUGGAUAGGAACUCAAAAAGGGGGAAUAAUUGCCUUAGAGAGAAACGAACUUCAAGCAGAAAUAGAAACUUUAAAAUGGCAAGAAGAUAUUUUAGAUAAACAACUUGAGAUUCUUUCUAAUGAUUUAAAAUUGCUUCAGGAAGAAAAAUCUUUUUCUCGUUACAUGUAUUUAUUGAGUAGUGACAUCUCCAAUAAACAAGAAAAACAAUCAGUGUUUACUGUACAGCCUAAGAAAGCACUUAAAGGAGAAAUUUUCAUACCAAGAACAAAAUUUAAUCAAAAUUCUAGUAUUCAACCAAACAAUAACAGUAUACCCUUUAAGAUAAAUUUAAAUUCUAAAACUGUGCCAAUUAACAUGAAUCUUAUUUCUUUCAAAGGAUUUGCACAACUUCAGAAUAAAAGAUGUGCUUCGGAAACAAAUAGUAAAUUAAGAAAAAUACCUCGCACUAAUUAUUCUGAUGAUGUAAAAUCUAGUAUUACAUGCAAUAAUGAAGAAACUGAUGAUAUAGUAGAAAUAAUUGUACUGAAUAAAGAAGGUAAAGAAGUGGAAAAAAUUAUAAAUAAUGAAGAAACUGAUGAUAUAGAAGACAAUACUGUACUGAAUAAAGAAGGUAAAGAAGUUGAAAAAAUUAUAAAUAAUGAAGAAACUGAUGAUAUAGUAGAAAUAAUUGUACUGAAUAAAGAAGGUAAAGAAGUGGAAAAAAUUAUAAAUAAUGAAGAAACUGAUGAUAUAGAAGACAAUACUGUACUGAAAAAAGAAGGUAAAGAAGUGGAAAAAAUUAUAAAUUGUGAUACACUAGAUGAUAAUGGAACUAAAUCAUAUACCAGAGUUCCUCCACUUUAUUAUCCAAUGUUCAGAUUGAGUCCACCUCCAUCAGUAAAUACUUUUCCAUGUGUAAUUGACCCUUCAGAAGGUGCAUUUGAAGCUUUUGAUAUUAAACCUAAAUAAUAAGAGUUAUUGUAAUUAAUAUAUCAUAUUAUUAAUUUAUCAAUAUAUUGUAUUUUAAAUUA